Messenger RNA from Nezara viridula (southern green stink bug), 1975 nucleotides. The record is from the annotation of a GenBank genome assembly. NCBI's taxonomy places the organism in Eukaryota, Metazoa, Arthropoda, Insecta, Hemiptera, Pentatomidae.
GUCAUGUUUAGUUUAGUGGUGUGUUGAUGUGGGAUUUAGUGAGCUGUUUAUAUUACCACAAAUACGAUGCCUUGCUGGUAUUUUGACAAAAAGGAUUUGCGGAAUACUCCCUCCGCUCUAGACAACAUAGACUAUGAAACGGAACUCAGAUAUAGGAAAGAAGGUGCUAGGUUCAUCAUUGAUACAGGUACGAAAAUGGACUUGGGCUACAAUACGAUGGCAACGGGGGUAGUAUAUUUUCAUAGAUUCUACAUGUUCCAUUCGUUCAGAAAUUUCCCUCGCUAUGUAACGGCUUGCUGCUGCCUUUUUCUUGCUGGUAAAGUUGAAGAAACUCCAAAGAAAUGCAAAGACAUAAUCAAAGCAGCCAAGACUUACCUGUCUGAUCAAAAAUUUGCAACCUUUGGUGAUGAUCCCAAGGAAGAAGUAAUGACGUUAGAACGUAUUCUCUUACAAACAAUUAAAUUUGAUCUGCAAGUGGAGCAUCCUUAUCACUUCCUUUUAAAAUAUGCUAAAUGUUUAAAAGGAGAUAAAGCUAAAUUACAAAAAAUGGUUCAGAUGGCAUGGACCUUUGUGAAUGACAGUUUAUGUACAACACUGUGCCUUCAGUGGGAACCAGAAAUAAUCGCUGUAGCCUUGAUGUACUUAGCUGGAAAGCUUAGUAAAUUUGAAGUUGUUGAUUGGACUGGUCGUGCAUCAAAGCAUUUAAGAUGGUGGGAUAUGUUCAUUGAAGAUGUAACCAUGGAUUUACUAGAAGAUAUAUGUCAUCAAGUUUUGGAUCUGUACUCCCAAACCCAGACAGGUAUGCCUCCUGAUUCACCACCAGCUCCGAGGCAUCCAGCUCUGGAAAAUUCGACAGCUGAAAGGUCGCCAAACACAAUACCACCAUCUCCAGUUAUACCUUCUGCAAAGAUGCCUCCAAAAGCAGAGACAAUCAAACCACCGCCAAUGAUAUCUAGAAACAAUGGCGAGCCAGCUAAGCCUAUCGUGGAUCCUACUAAACCACCACCUGCUCUUGAUUAUACCUUUCCGCCCUAUUCUGCUGCACCACCUCCAUUAUAUGCCCCUACAUUCCACCCUCCUCCACCAGCUGGCACUGCACCAUCAGCGCAACAGUUUUUUUUGCCGCAAACAGUUCCCCCUCGACCACCAUACUUUCCUCCAGCAAGUUAGCUAGUUAUGAUAAAAAAGAAAAAGUGUAUGUAAAAAGUUUAUUUAUGAUUUAUCUACAUAACUUGUUGUGUAUUCUUGCUUAUUAUUUCUGUUCCUAUGAAUUUUUGUUUCAUAUUUAUAUGAUUAAGUUUUAGUAAAUAAUUGUAUUCAUAGUUCUAUGUUUACUGACUGUAAUUUCUCAAAGUUGUUUCUGUGUAACAAGUUAGUUAACUCAUUCAACUUGUGAUAUUUAUUUAUGUAUUAAAUUUGUUCUAUUUGUUUAUUUUAUUAUGAUUUAAUAGUUAAAAUAGAGCUGUUAGCAUAAGCAAGCUGUUGAACAUGUCUGGCAGUGGAAACAGUAAUUUUGGCUUGCAUUAUUUUUUUUAUUUUGAGAUUUUCUAAAUCAUUAUAUAACCAAAUAUGUUAAAAAUAAAGUUUUAUCUUUUUUUUAACAAACAAGCUAAUAUAAAUUAAUAGUUUUUGUCAACUACUGUGAUAUAUAAGAUAAAUUGUUCAGGUCAAGUUUUUGCUCAAAAAUAAAGUUGGUGGUCAUUUAUUAGUAAUUCCUCUAUUAUAGAUAAUUUUGAAACUACUAAUCUACUAAUAUUUAUUAAUCUCGAGCAGAACUUUGUCAGGAAGAUGAAAUAAAGCUAUUUCAUUUUUGAUAUUUAAAAAAAUUUGUGUUCUUAAAGGUUUAAUCCUUUUUGUAUUCUUUGAGCAUUGAUAAAUUUUAUUUCAUAGAAGAUUCACAUUUAUUUUUUUAAGGACUUGUGAAAAAAACAAACAAGAUAAAUUUUUUAUCUUUGUAAAUAUAUGUAUAAAAUGG